This is a messenger RNA of Blepharisma stoltei, 671 nucleotides long. The record is from the annotation of a GenBank genome assembly. NCBI's taxonomy places the organism in Eukaryota, Ciliophora, Heterotrichea, Heterotrichida, Blepharismidae.
AUGUUUUUGGUCAAUUGGUUUUAUGGUGCUCUAGGUUAUCUUGGACUUUACCAAAAGAAUGCAAAACUUGUAUUUCUUGGUCUCGAUAACGCUGGAAAAUCCACUCUGCUUCAGAUGCUUAAAGACGACAGAAUGGCCCAAUUAGAACCUACAGUGCAUCCACAGUCAGAAGAGCUUGUAAUGGGUAGCAUACGUUUCCGUAAGGUAAUCCUUAUAAUAUUUUUAAUUUAAUUUUUUUAAAUAAAUAAAUUUAAAGCCAGUUUUAGAAAAAAAAAAUUUAUAUCCAUUACUUUACAUUUGACCUAGGUGGUCACGAAAUUGCAAGGAAGAUAUGGAAAGACUAUUUAGGCAGUGUUGACGGAAUAGUCUUUAUGGUCGAUUCCUCUGAUAGAGAAAGGUUCGAAUUAUCAAGAAACGAGCUCAAUGAACUUUUAUCUAUGGAAGAGCUGCAAAACGUUCCUUUUAUUAUUUUAGGCAACAAAAUUGAUCUAACAGAUGCAGCAAGUGAAGAAGAGCUUAGAAAUGCGCUUGGACUUGACACUUAUGGCUAUUAUGGAAAAGACUUGAAAUCACAGCCUGGAGUAAGACCGAUUGAACUAUUCAUGUGUUCUGUUGCACGAAGAACUGGAUAUGCUGAAGGAUUUCGAUGGUUAAGUCAAUUUUUAAAGUAA